UUUGCAAAGCAGACUACCCAGUUCGUGUGUUGGAGAUUUGGACGAGAUGAGAUGCUUUCCAAUCCAUGCAGACAAGUGAUCAAGAAACGUUGGUUGCAUUAUAAUUUGAUACCAAUGUGUAGAUGUUAACAACGGACAUGAUGGAGAAAGGAAUGGCACUGUGCCUUUUACUGUUGGUUCUGGUGCAUGAAGCUGUGGGCCAGAGAAGGAAAAAGUUGGGGAAAAAAAACUACAACAGCCUACUCAAGGAUAAAGGAAAUGAUCAGACAUGCUGCAUGGACGUGGCCUUCCUCUUUGACAGUUCAGAGAAUGCCAAAGACUUCCUGUUUGAGAAGCAAAAGUCCUUUGUGAUCAAUUUCAGCACCCGCCUUGCCAAGAUGGAGGUUUCAGGCUGGACGCUAAAAGUGCGAAUGGCCGCCCUCCAGUACAGCAGCUCUGUGACGAUCGAACACCGUUUCUCCACCUGGCAGGACUUAGAUGAAUUCCAAAGGAGUGUUAUCUCCAUGACUUACAUCGGCCACGGCACCUACUCCACUUACGCUAUCAGCAAUGCCACUCAGCUGUUCGCCCGGGAAACUACAAAGGAUUGCGUCAGAGCUGCUGUGCUGAUGAGUGACGGAGCAGACCACCCCCGGAACCCUGAUGGUGUCAGAGCUGCAGAGGAGGCUAAAGGCCGUGGUGUCCUUCUUUUUGCAGUUGGAUUGUCAGACCUGGCCUACCAGAGCCAGAACAGUGUGAAGCUCCGGGCUCUUGCCAGUCAGCCAACUCAGCGGUUUGUCCAUAGUCUCACUGACCCAGAGCUUGAGUAUAAGUUACUCACAGAAAUGGUUGAUGUAACGCUUGAAGGGUGUCCAAAGCCCAAAGUAUGUUUGUGUGAAAGAGGGGAACAAGGUCCUCCUGGGAACCCAGGUAAAAAGGGAGACCUGGGAUACGCAGGACCACUGGGUCCAAAGGGAUCAAGGGGAGACCCUGGAGUAAGUGGCUACCCUGGAAGUGAAGGUCCUGAGGGUAAACAAGGAUUCAAAGGGGAUAAGGGGAUGAGAGGAGACUGUGGCACCCAGGGAGAAAAUGGCGAUGUUGGCCCUGAGGGACCUAUAGGACUGCAAGGACCGGGAGGAGAGCAGGGUGCCAGUGGACCCCCUGGAGACCCAGGUCCUGAGGGUCAGUUGGGACCUAAAGGGGACAGAGGAGCAGCUGGUGCUUCCGGGCCCCGUGGAGAUAUAGGCAUUGGAUUCCCUGGUUCAAAGGGUGACAAGGGAAACCAGGGCAGAACAGGGCCUACAGGACCUACUGGAAUAGGAGACCCAGGACAGCCAGGUCCCCCAGGACCACUUGGUGCACCAGGGAUCCAAGGACCACCUGGGGAAGGGCUUAUUGGAGCAAAGGGUGAUCCAGGCUACGACGGCCCCAGGGGCAGCCGAGGUCUUACCGGUUUUGGGGUCAAGGGUGGCAAGGGAAGUCAUGGUGAGCCUGGCAUGCCAGGGCCAGAUGGGGCCCCAGGGGAAGGGAUCCAAGGAGAGAAGGGUAACCAAGGACCAGUGGGACCCGUAGGCCCCAGAGGGUCUCCAGGAGUGGGACUCAUGGGUCCAAAGGGAAACGAAGGAUUCUCUGGUGAGCCAGGAAUCCCUGGUGAGAGAGGUAUAGGAGAACCAGGACCCAAAGGCGACCCAGGCUCUGAGGGCUUACCUGGUAUUCCAGGUCUCUCUGGAGAGGAUGGUAUCCCUGGACAAAAGGGUGACAUGGGAAUACAGGGACCCAGGGGACAAGAUGGUGUACCUGGAAAAGGUGUCCCAGGGGAAAAAGGCAACAGAGGAGACAGGGGCUCCAGGGGCCCAGGAGGUGCUGUAGGGCCUGUGGGGCCUAUAGGACCAAAGGGAGAUCCGGGAAAUGCUGGACCACCAGGUCUCAGUGGACCACCUGGACGAGGAAUGCCUGGUGCCAAGGGUGAUGCAGGUCCAGCUGGUCUACCGGGACCAGUAGGGGAAUCAGGAAUAGGAAUAGCAGGUCCUAAGGGAGAGAGAGGGUUACCAGGAUCCAGUGGUCCAGCUGGACUUAAAGGAGAGGGCUACCCUGGUCCUGCAGGACCUCCAGGGCUGCCAGGACUAACAGGAGAGGUUGGCCCAGAAGGAAAAGGCUUACCUGGACCCAAGGGAGAUCGGGGUUUACCAGGCUCCAGUGGACCAGCUGGAAAACCAGGCAUUGGCUUUAUUGGUCCCAAGGGUUCAAUGGGUCAGACAGGAGCCCCUGGUCCUGUGGGGAUACCUGGAGAGGGUAUUCAGGGACAAAAGGGUGAAUCAGGAUUUCAGGGGAUUCCUGGCCCCAGAGGCCCCCCAGGGCAGGGUCUCCAAGGAGAAAAGGGAGACCGUGGGAUCAGAGGUGAACAGGGCAGAAAGGGGGAGAGAGGAGGGACAGGGGAGCCCGGAGCCAUCGGACAGCUGGGUAAACUGGGACAAAAAGGAGAAGCUGGCCUUACAAGAGAGGAAGUCAUCAAAAUCAUCAAAUCAAUAUGUGGCUGCGGAACAAAGUGUCGUGAGAACCCUCUAGAGCUGGUCUUUGUGAUCGACGGCUCAGAAAGUGUUGGGCCCGAAAACUUCAAGGUGGUCAAGGAGUUUGUCAACGCCCUUGUUGAUAAUGCCUCCGUGAACCGCGAGACCACGCGUGUUGGAGUGGUCCUCUACAGCCACAUUAACAUGGUGGUUGUCGGCCUGAACCAGCUGUCCACCCGCGACCAGAUCAAGACUGCCAUCCGCUCCAUGACCUACCUAGGGGAAGGAACCUUUACAGGCAGCGCUAUUCAGACGGCCAAUCAAGUGUUCCAGGAAGCCCGCGUCGGAGUGAGAAAGAUGGCCAUCGUCAUCACGGACGGCCAGGCAGACGAAAGGGACUCUGUAAAGCUGGACGAGGCAGUGAAGGAGGCCCAUGACAGUAACAUUGAGAUGUUUGUGAUUGGUGUCGUUGACGAAAGUGACCCAAUGAACAUGGAGUUCAUGGAGGAUGUUCUUCUAAUGGCCUCUGACCCGAACAUGGAACAUAUCUACUUGAUCAAAGACUUUAGCAAACUACCUGCCUUGGAAAGCACCCUGCUUAACCAUAUCUGUGAAAGAGAGGAGGAAGAGGCUUUGUUAAGUUCCAGACUUUCUCCUGGAACCCCAUUUGUGAACGUCAUGGAAACCCCAAACAGGACGAAGACUGAUAUGCCCAUCGCCACUGGAGACUUCAGAAACACACAGAUGGAGCCAGGCCUACCAGGACCAGGCCUAGUAGAUCAAGUCUUCAUCCCACAAGGACCCAAACCAGGGGACAGAGACACCUCGGAAUUAUACAGGGUUCCCUUGUUCGACAGAGAACCUUAUAAGCCCCGUACAGAAUUAAUCCUCCCAUCUGAAGUGAAAAGACCCACCCACAGCAUAGCAGAGAUUGCACCUCAGACCUCUACACCAAGAACCUUCAUCACGGAGAGCAAACCAUCCCCUUCGACAGCCCCAUUCUUCUCAAGGGACUCUUUUAUGCAAGAUGCGAGAUGCAGUCAGACUCUAGACCCUGGGCCAUGUCGGGAAUACGUUGUGAAAUGGUACUAUGACUCCAUAGCAAAUGGCUGUGCCCAAUUUUGGUUUGGCGGCUGUCAAGGAAACAAGAACCAGUUUGAGACAGAGAAGAGCUGCAGAAAAGCUUGUGUCCAGGUCUAACACACUGGUUAACUAGAUUUUACGGUGUUUGAAUGCAUUUACCGAUUUAAACUAUUUAAGGGGUACAGUAGCAUUUCAACAUGUAGUAAAUGUGAGAAUACAAAAAUGUGGUGUAGGGGCAGCACCUCACUGAAAAUCCAAUUAUUAUUUUUUUAAACAAUGCUAGUCUUACAUGUUUUGUUAUAUUACGGAUGUCUUGAAACAUUUUAGGUAAUGGUCCUUGCCAUAAAAAAGUACCAUGUCAGCAUGCAACUUCUAUCAUUAAAUAUACAUGAACUGUUACAACUUAGAAUCUACUACCAUUCAUAACACACUAUUUUGCAUAAAGAAAACCAGUGUCUGUGGACCCAACAGCGUAUAAAUCUAUUUUGUGUCAAGAAGUUGAUAAGGAGGAAUCAUCUUCUCCAGGACACGUAACUGAAUGACUCAUUUCUAUAAGAAAUGUAAUUAGGCACUCUCUCUUCACUUGAAAUCCCUCUUUGUGACACCAAGACAGUAGCAUUACAAAUAAUUGACGGGAUAAUUAUCAUGAGAAAAUACAGUAUCUUCCUUUUUCCCCGCUCUUUAACAGAGUGAAUCCUUGAACUGAAAUUAUGGUGGG
Messenger RNA from Hypomesus transpacificus, 4287 nucleotides. It is a transcript of the gene col28a1b, whose product is annotated as collagen, type XXVIII, alpha 1b. Lineage: Eukaryota; Metazoa; Chordata; Actinopteri; Osmeriformes; Osmeridae. The coding region runs from base 123 to 3686 and encodes 1187 amino acids. The transcript is spliced from 35 exons. The record is from RefSeq and is a predicted model, not a curated record. Gene Ontology annotation, molecular function: serine-type endopeptidase inhibitor activity.